Messenger RNA from Sus scrofa (pig), 4488 nucleotides. It is a transcript of the gene CEACAM20, whose product is annotated as CEA cell adhesion molecule 20. Gene Ontology annotation, biological process: heterophilic cell-cell adhesion. NCBI's taxonomy places the organism in Eukaryota, Metazoa, Chordata, Mammalia, Artiodactyla, Suidae. The record is from RefSeq and is a predicted model, not a curated record. Gene Ontology annotation, cellular component: cell surface.
CAAAGGGUGGGGCUUGCUUCCUCCUUUGCCACCUCGGGGGAAACUCCAGGGUUUCCGGGGCUCUCAGAGUGGAGAGGAGGAGAAGGAGGAACGUGAACCCUGGGGCGGAGGAGGGAGGUGCAGCCGAAGUUCCUCCCCGCCUCCACCCCUGGCGGCCCCCGGGGAGGUGGGGGGGUGCUGUCAUUGAAGAGCCUGUGAGUCUGCAGCUGGGCAGAGGGGAAGAGAAGGGAGCUGGAGGGCCCGCAGCCGGAAAAGGACGGUGCCUGCUUGAGCGAGCCGGGGAGGUGGUCCCCUUGGCCCUCUGAAGCCGGGUGGCAGGACCCAUGGCGUCCACUGCCCUCUGGGCCCACCACUGGGCAGGACUCCUGCUCUCAGCCUCGCUUUUGACCACAUGGAGCCUGCCAGCUGCAGCCCAGCUCACCCUUGGUGACAGACUGCCUAAAGCCACCCGAAGCUCACUGGCCAAGCCCACCAUUGCAGUCAGCCAGGGCACUGCCAUAGAGCACAGGGAAGGGGUGAGCUUCUACUGUGACACCAAGGACGUAAAUAUUACCAUCUACUGGGUCUCCAACAAUCACCCCUUGAAGUUCGAUGAGCGCAUGUGGCUGUCCACGGAUCGCAAGAACCUCACCAUCCUCACUGUCCAGCGGGAGGAUGCAGGGACUUACCAGUGUGAAGUUUGGGGUGUCCUCCAGGUCCAGAGCAGCAACCCCACCUUCCUGAUCGUGUACUAUGGUCCUGACCCUGUUGAAAUCAAGUUGGAGCCUGGUGUACCCAAUGGGGAGGCAGUUGAGGUGAUAGAGGGCUCCAACUUGACCUUCUCGGUGGAAACACUGUCUCAUCCACACCCUGACUAUUCAUGGUUUUUCUCUAAUGACUCCAAGCCCAUCACGAGCUUGAGUUCCACCACGAGCACGUUUACCCUCCAUGCUGCAUCCAAGGAACACGAGGGCCUGUACAGGUGCUUGGUGUCCAACAAGGCCACCAACCUGUCCCGUCUGGGUGCCCUUAAAGUCCGCGUCCUUGAAAGAGUGACCAAGCCUUGCAUCACAUCCCCAAACCUGAAUCUUGUGGAGAAUGCCAGCCUGGUGGUCCUGACCUGCCAGACCAGCCAUGAGGGGGUUGGAGUCCAGUGGUUCCUGAGGGGCCAGCCCCUCCUGCCCAGCCCGCACCUGGUGCUGUCAGCUGACAACAGGACCCUGGUCAUCCACGGCCUCCGGCGAGAUGACGUGGGGCCCUACGAGUGUGAGGUCUGGAACUGGGGCAGCGGGGCCCGGAGCGACUCCUUCAGGCUGAACAUCAGCUAUGGCCCUGAUCGAGCGGACAUCACCAGGGGCCCGGCAUCCGAGGCGGUCAGCACCAUCAAGGCAGAGUUCAACUCCAGCCUGACCCUGCAGUGUCGGGCUGAAUCCCAGCCAGAUGCUGAGUUUCACUGGACCCUUGAACACUCCACCAGUGUGUGGACGGGGGAGCAGCUGAUCAUCGAGGCCCUGACCUGGGAACACCAGGGGACCUACAACUGCGUGGCUUUUAACUCUCUGACCCACCUGGCCAGCUCCGCCUCCGUCCGGGUCAGGGUGAUGGGUCCCCAGUUGUCCCAGUCUAUAGGGGCCAUCACUGGCAUUACCAUCGGGAGUGUGGCUGUUGUUGCCCUGGCCACAGGGCUGGCCUGUUUCCUCUACAUCAGAUAUGCCAAAGGGUCCUCAAGGAGAACAACAGAGGACCUCAUCCUUGAGGCCAGGACACCCACCUCUGAAACGACUCAUCCUGCAGAGCCUGGUCGCAACUGGCCCAUGCCCACGUAUGCCAAUGUACCCAACACUCAAGAACAGGUCCGAGUCAAAAAGGUGCUGACACAGGACCCUCCAGGGGAGUUCCAUGAGAAGGAAUCAUCUUCAGCGGUCCAUGGGGGCUAUUCUCGUGGCCCCAGGAAGCCACAGCCCAAACUGGCAUCGGAUCCAUCGGUCCCAACUCUACCAAAGGGAAACACAGAGUCAAACUAUGAGGUGCUGGUGAAUCCAGAGCACAACCUUUACUGCCACAUCAACUCCUCCGUCUAACAGAAGCAGAGAUCAUCUCUCCAGAAAUCCUGAAGAAAUCACGCCCAAUCAUAUUUUCAAUGACUUGUAUUGCAUACAUAUUGUAUUCCAGCCUAUCUCUUUGUAGAGCUUGUGACAUUCUGUUUCGAUGUGUUUUCCAGGCCCUGGACCCUAGCUCCCAUCAAAUCUCAGGCUUUUGACUCCUUUUUCUUUAAACGCAAUAGAGACAAGGCAAAAGUGACCUAGAAUGAGACCGCCAAGAUCUGACACCCAGGAGUUGGGGAUGCCAUAGUGUUUGCCCAUCCUUGGCAAACACUGUUGAUAGAUACAGUAUCCAAGGAGAAGUGUGAGUCUGAUCAGAUAGAGAUGAGUAUGGGGUGUACACAGGAGUCCGAUAAGCCGUGUCUUUUCAAAUCAUGGUAGAGAAGUAAGAAAAAGGAGCUAUCAAGAGUUGGCACGUGGGGUUAAGGAUCUGGCAUGUGGCAAGUUGCGGUGUAGGUCACAGAUGCAGCUUGGAGUGGUGUGACUGUGGUGCAGGCCAGCAGCUACAGCUCCAAUUUGUCCCCUAGGCCAGGAACUUCCAUAUGCUGCAGAUGCUAUAUAUAUAGACAGAGAGGAAGAGUUGGCGAGAGAAAACAUAGAGUGAACCAUGGGAAUCAGGCACCUGGGGAGGUGCGGGCAUGAGAUUCUUAGAACCCCGAAGGACUCAUUGAUGGAGAUGAGAGAACAAGGUUUGCCAAAAGUAAAGAGGAGUCAAGGGUGACUCCCAGGCUCCUGGCCAGAACAAUGGAAUGAUCGGCAGGCUACUUUCUGAAGCAACAGUGUGGGAGGAGCAAAUGUGGGAUAUACAACCAAGAAUUUGGUUUAGACACAUCAAGGAUCAAUUGGAGAAUCCAGUAGGCAGAUGUUCCUGAAGGUCUGGACAGAGCAGGACUAUAGAGACACAUUUGGGAGUUGUCAGUGGGAUUUGAAGUUAGGGGGCUCCAUGAAAUCGUGUGUCGGGGGUCACCAGAACCACCCUCAGGCGCAGUGAUUUGCUGAAAGGAUUCACAGGACCUGGAAGUUGUUAUGCUCAUUGUUAUGGUUCAUUAUGGCAAAAGGACAGAGAGGAAAAUGAGCAAAGGGAAAGGGUGUAAGCAGUGGCGUCUGAAAGAAAACAUGAGGAAGCUGCCAGGUGUCCCUUCUCUGGAGUCACAGGGGGAUUCCCGCAGUAGGUGACCACAUACGGGAAGCAUUGCCAACCAGGGAGGCUCACCCUGAAUCUGCGUGUUCAGGGUCUUUAUGCGGGUCCGUCGCUGAAGCUCCAGACCCCCAGGAGGCAAGCAGGUGUGUUCACUACAGAUCACCGUGCUUGUAUAACUAUCUAGACAGAGGGGUACAGGUGUGCAAAAACACCUCUAUCUGAUAGAACAUUGCAGAAGCUUAGUUCCUAGAAGCUGAUCAAGUCCUUUAAGCUAGGCCUUUUGAGGGGAAUAUGCAGGGUUUGAGCAACUCAGGCCUGCUGAGUUAACCCUUUCCCCUACAGACCCCCAAGAGAGGAGAUGAAGAUAGAGAAGAGCAGGGACUAACAAAGUAAAUGUUGGUCCCUCCAACAUUUAUAGUUUGAGGCAGAGGAUCGUGCAAAGGAAAAGGACAGUCCUUUUUUUUUUCCUGCCAAGAACUGCUUCCCCCUGAAUCUCCAAGGGACGGGUCACACUCUCCCUCUCUCUUUAUCUUUAAAGCAAAUGGAUUCGUGACCUCCUGGCUCUCCAGUGGAUGGCGAGCCCUCAUCCAGCUCCCCAAAAACAGAGCCUCAUUAUGAAACUUGGUCUCAGUCAAUCCCCCAACACCUGAGAGAGAAAUCUCUGGAUUAGAGGGCAUCUUUCUAGGAGGAGUUUCUGUUCUUCAAGGUCCCUAUAAUAUUCAGCUUAGGUCAGGGAUUCUGGUGCUCCUGGAAGUCAACAUGACCAUCCAGUUCAUUUUGAAAGAAAAAAAAAUGACCUAACAAAAAACAAAGUCACCUUUACAUUAUAUAUUACCAAUGCUUUAAAGUAAAAAAAUAACAGCUUAAAGUAAAAAAAUAAAAAAAGUCAAAACAUGUAAACUGAAAAAAAGGAAGACGAGGAGUUCCCUGGUGGCUCAGAGGGUUAGGGACCUGAUGUUGUCACUGCCGUGGUGUGGGUUGGAUCCCUGGCCCAGGAACUUCCUCGUACCGUGGGUGAGGCCAAAAAAGAUGAACUAAUGCUCAAAGCACCCCAUUGUGAUUCUGUCCUAUGUAUACUGCAUCUGUACAUCGGUCUGCAAGAUUUGACAUCUUUCCAACACAACCAUUGUAACGUGGCAUUUCUAUGUCUUUUGUCUCUCUCAGUAGGGUUUUGGAGGUUUUUUCCUAAUGUCUCUAUCUAUCUUACUAAAUUUACUUGUAGAACUUGUUUGCUUCUAUUAUGAAUAAAUGUGUACCUUUCUCUGC